Molecule: messenger RNA, 618 nt
Organism: Durusdinium trenchii
Lineage: Eukaryota; Dinophyceae; Suessiales; Symbiodiniaceae
Source: the annotation of a GenBank genome assembly
AUGAAACGCCUGAAGGCGCAAACCCGGGCGCAACGCUCUUUGCAACAGACCGGCAAGGAUGGCUUGCGGCCAACAUCGCCUCUCCACACAGCCGCAUCAUCUCCAAAUGGUGCGAAGGCCGUCCAGGCGCUCUUGGAGCAUCGUGCGACGGUGACGGCCACGGAGGGUCAUGGUGUCAUGGCUUUGCACCUGGCCUCACGGAAUUCUCAGGUCGUGGAGCUUUUGCUUGAUGCCAAGGCCCCUUUGGCAGCCAAGGACCUCAAUCAGCAGACCGUCCUGCAUUUUGCAGCACGUGCAGGUGCAACUGAAACUUUGGCUUUGCUGCUAAAGCGAUGGAUGGCAGAUGAGAAAAUUACUUCGCAAGGUUCACGGGUCUAUGGAGGUCCAUUGGAUUGGCGAGAUCGAUGGCACCGUACUCCCCUUCAUUGGGCUGUGUUGAACGGACACGUAGCCGCCUCCAAGGCCUUGCUGUCUGCGCGAGCCAAUGCAGAUCCACCGAAGGUUCGUGCAUAUCGUCAUGAACGAAGCACUACUUUGAGGCACGAAAGUCCGCUGGAGAUCGCCUUGCGCUUGGGUGCUGCCGAGAUAGCACAGCUCUUGCAGAGCUCAGCCGGGUAG